This is a messenger RNA of Salvelinus namaycush (lake trout), 2532 nucleotides long. RefSeq names its product protein phosphatase 1 regulatory subunit 3G-like. Bases 158 to 1003 code for a protein of 281 amino acids. The record is from RefSeq and is a predicted model, not a curated record. Lineage: Eukaryota; Metazoa; Chordata; Actinopteri; Salmoniformes; Salmonidae. The transcript has a single exon. Gene Ontology annotation, cellular component: protein phosphatase type 1 complex. Gene Ontology annotation, biological process: regulation of glycogen biosynthetic process. Gene Ontology annotation, molecular function: protein phosphatase 1 binding; glycogen binding.
AUUACUUUCCAAAGACUGAUGCUGAACACAGAAACAGGCAGAGUUGGAUGAUGAGCUUUUAAAUGGGCGUAUCACACAAACUGAGAAGUUCCAUGGGAAUGUAAACUUCAUCAUUGGAACUGUUCCGGUGUUUAUUCAUAACGCACGCAUUACCAAUAUGUCUGAUUCAGGCCUCCUGCUUGAUUCCAAACAGUGUUCUCCGAAUUCAGGUAAAACCAUGCUAUCGGGAAUUGAUGAGGAGCCAACGGAGAAUGGUAAUGAUGAGGAGUUGAAAAAUGGCUUAUUGGAACCGCUAGAAAUGUGUAUGAAAGACAGGCGAAGAGCGAAAUCCCUGCCCGCGUACCAAAAGCAGGCUACGCUUUUUGAAGAAAUAGCCAAUAACGGCCGAAAACGAGUGAAGUUCGCAGACUCCAUGGGGCUUGAUUUGGCAAGUGUGAAGCACUUCAGCACAACAGAAGACCCGCAAAUCCCGUCCAAGGUAUUUUCAAGACUGCAGAGCUUCCCCCCUCAACUGCAGGACCGAGAGUAUCCAUUUGGGGACCUGUGCAUACACUUUGAAUCCACCUUGACCAUGGAUCGUCUCGUCCCAACUUUCAAGAUGCCAGUUGAGUCUGAACAUUUUGAAACCACGGUAUUGCAGCGACACGUCAACCUGGAGAAGGUGACCAUCACCCGGUUUGACGUCCGUGGGCAGAUUCGGACAAAUAUUCAAAGUUGUUGUAAGAGGGAAGUUGGUGUGAGGUACACGUUCAACGAGUGGCUGUCUUCCGUGGACGCGCAGGCGAUACCCAUGCCUGUGGAUGACAAUAUUGUCGGUGAGCGUUAUACCUUUACCUUGUACACACCUCCGUUCCUAGACCCAACUUCCUCGGUGCACUUCGCCGUGUACAUCAGGAAUGACCAGGGCGAGUUUUGGGAUAACAACAAUGGACAAAACUAUACCUUGAAGUAUCACUGUACAGGUAUGGUGACCUACGAGAGCGCGGCAUUUCACGCCACUUAAAACGCGCUCUUGUGCACGUGCGUAAAGUUGGUGUCGUUCAACAAGUGUUCUUAGGAAGUUGUUCUCUAUCACGUGGAUUGAUAUAUACUUUUCAAUAAAGUUAGCAUUUUCCCCUUUACAUCCGGCCCCACCGUGUUAUUAUCGAGGUGGUUAUGCGUUCAUAAUGAUUAUUAUGACUUUAGGCCUACUGAAGAUUGAUGUGCUGACUUUGAACCAAAAAAGGGAACCACUCAGAUCCAUCCUUUUUAAAAGUAAAACAUGGAGUUGCCAAGUUUGCAUCUGUCCAGUUGAGUAUUCUGACCUCCUCUGGAACAGCAUUUCAUAACACAAGAAUUGCCAUUAGGAUCUGUGAAUGACCGAUGAACAUUUAUCAGCUACACUGCCAGUGGGGACUGCACAGACCCAAGACCAUACUAAAAGACUGCCAAUUAAGUAUUUUAAGAGACAUGACAGUACAAAUACCCAUAACCAAAGGGGAGUUCACCUGUUCUACAUAAUAUUUGCAUAUCAUGUAAUCUAAUCAGGAGAGCUAUCCUACUGUGCUGAGUUGUGAAUUGUAAUGACUUAUGAAUUCAGAUAUUUUUAUGAAUUGUGUUGUGUUAAUCAGUUUCAUCAUUGUGAAUGUUCUCUGCCAUAUUAACAAUUGCAGUACAGUGCACUCCGCUAAUAUGACUGAAUCAAAUAAUCAAUUUAGUGCUAAAAGAAAAGCAUAGAAUACGUGAUGUAAACAUCCUUAAAUGUACAAUGUCCUUGGCACUGUACACAUUGUCAUACUUAUAAGCGCCGGGCACUGUACUUCAUAUAGUCAACUCAUACAGUGUGCACCACCUAAUCCUAUGUGAAUCAACGGUAAAAGAUAAUGCUAAACUUGUGGCAGCCUAUUUCUUAAAGAGUGCACUACUUUUGACCUAUAGUGCAAUGUUUUUGAUCUCUGGUCCAAAGCAUUGCACUAAAGGGAAUGGCUGAUCUUAAGUAGUGUACCAUUUCAGUCAUAGCCUUUGAUUCAGGGCCCAGAAUAUUGCAGUUUGAAAAUGUGUGAUUUAUCCUAGUUAUAAAAUCAUGUGAGAAGCUAAAUCAGCCAGAGUUCUCUGCCACGAACCAUAUUAAUUAUUGUUUGUUCUCCCAUGGACACCAAGGAAAGAAGAAUGAGCAAUCUGUUAUAUAGGUGUGGAUGGCUACACAGUGAAAGGCUUGUAGAUCUUGAACAGUGAAUAUCUACACUGGAUUGUUAAUUGGGCUGGUCAAUUCUUGAUUAUAUCUUUUUUGAUUAUUUGUGUGUUUGUAUUGUAUUUGCGAGACAUUCUGCUGCACUGUUGGAGCUAGUUUAUAGUUAAUUCGCCAUCAGUCAGCAUCUCCACACAAAAUAAUUUUUCUGGGUGUGUGCCAGCUCAUGUUUUUUAUUCUACUGUUGGAGCUAGUAACAUAAUCAUUUUGCUGCACCUGGUAUAACAUCUGCAAAUCUGUAUACACAACCAAUACACUUUGAUUUGAAUAAAAUGGUCUAAGAGGCUGCAGGUUCGUGGCACAUA